Molecule: messenger RNA, 899 nt
Organism: Tricharina praecox
Lineage: Eukaryota; Fungi; Ascomycota; Pezizomycetes; Pezizales; Pyronemataceae
Exons: 2
Coding region: 201-749 (182 amino acids)
Source: RefSeq, a predicted model, not a curated record
GCCCGGGUCACGAAGAAGAAGAAGCCGAGGAAGCACACAUGCGUGCCUAAGUACGAGGUAUAUAUACCUAUACAUAUAUACCUAUAGGUAAGUAUACGUACCUACAUACGAGUUGACGACUUGACGUAGUAGGUUCACGACGGACAAGUAUAUGGAUUGGAUUGGAUUCGCAACGAAAUGGACUUGCGAUAGCGAUUGAGAUGACGACUUUGGGGGUACGAGUGGAAUCAUGGCUGAUUGCCUGCCUGCGUGUUAGCAUUUGCUUCCUGUGGGAUGCCACCGACGCGACCGCCAACGCCGCCGCACUUUGCCCGUAUGGAUAUGCGGGCCUCACGGCGUCCUCCCGUCACCCAUACGACUAUAUACACCACUGUAUGUACAUCCAGCAAUCGCGAAGGGCGAGCAAACCGCCCCCCGCCCCCUCGCCGCCGCCCCCAGUUCCUCUUGACCACCCAAUCGCAGGUGUCUACGCUCCGAUCAUGGGACGUACCGAGUAUGCACGCAUCACGGCUAAGGAAACCACCGGAAUGCGCCAAAGAGGGGGGCCAUUCGAACGCUUCGACAAAAAACCCCAAGCGAGCGUCUGUCCCCUGCGACUGCAUUGUUUCAUGGUGGAAGGGAAUUCUCCUGUCCCCGUGCCGCGGAACAUAAGGCGGCCCAUUUUGAUCGCUGGUAGGAUACCACGCCGGGAUCACGACGAACCAGACCCAGCAGGCACAGCUGUAAGGAUUCGCUGGAUGUAUGUAUGACUGUGGUCUAGAGGAAAGGCUCUACCCGCAUUAAGUUUCCCUGAGUCCAGAGGGCCCAAAAUUUCCUCAAGUGACCGGGGAGUAAUACCUCGAGGACACCUUUUGCACAAUCUCUCCUGGCCGACUCGCGCAGCAUGACAACUGCAAGUC